Messenger RNA from Erigeron canadensis, 1104 nucleotides. RefSeq lists its product as uncharacterized. The record is from RefSeq and is a predicted model, not a curated record. Bases 1 to 1104 code for a protein of 367 amino acids. NCBI's taxonomy places the organism in Eukaryota, Viridiplantae, Streptophyta, Magnoliopsida, Asterales, Asteraceae. Gene Ontology annotation, molecular function: nucleic acid binding; zinc ion binding. The transcript has a single exon.
AUGGAGUCUUUCUCCAUGUUGGCGGACGUAGCCCGGGAUCAUGAAAUUGAGAUGUCAAGGGUUGAUGAAGGUGUGUUGAAAAGAAGGUAUGAAGAUGUGAAUUCUCCAAACAAGCGGUCUAGACAAGAUAGUGGUUCCGGGAACCACUCAAACAGAAGAAAUGUCCCUUUUUGUCGUCAAUGCAAGAAAAAUCAUUCUGGAGUAUGUAGGGCGGCGGACAAGGGUUGUUAUACUUGUGGGAAGUCGGGGCACACUAGUCGGGAAUGUAGGUCUAAACCUCAAAAACCCCUUAUAUGCUUCAAGUGCUUUGAGGAGGGUCAUAUGAGAAGCUCGUGCCCUAAGUUGACCGAGGAGGAGAGGCUAGAAGAGAGAAGUCGGGAGGUGGAGAGAAAGAACUCCCAAGUUCAUGGAAACCCACGUGGAAGAUCUUUUCAACUCACGGUGGAACAAGCAAGAGACUCGGAUGAUGUCGUCACAGGUACAUUCCUUGUAUAUAAUGUGCCUAUGCGAAUUCUCUUUGAUUCAGGGGCGAAUAGAUCAUUUGUUGCAACUAGAGUAAUUCAUGUUAUUCCCGUGUCUAAGUCAUGUCUAGAAAACACUUUGCAAGUUGAGGUUGGUAAUGGUAGGAUAGAAUUAGUGAAGGAUGUGUAUGAAGGGUGUGAGAUCAAAAUUUCGUCAGAACUUUUUCAAGCUAAUCUAAUUCCUUUCCCAAUGGGAGAGUUUGACAUAAUUUUGGGGAUGGAUUGGUUGAGCUCUUGCAACACCAAGAUCGCGUGUGAUGAAAAAGCGGUAUAUUUGAAGACCUCUAAGGGCGAAGAUUUGGUAGUUUAUGGUGAUAGGAAAGAACGUUCAAUACACGUGUGCACUUUUGCUCGUGCCAAGCGUUACAUAUCGCAUUGGUGCCAUGCUUACCUUGCUCACAUCGUUGAUGUUGAGAAGAAACCCUCGUCUAUCCAAGACAUUCCUGUUGUUAAUGAGUUCGCCGAUGUUUUUCCCGAAGACUUGUCGGGCAUUCCUCCUGAACGGCAAGUUGAGUUUUCUAUUGAUCUCAUUCCGGGGGCUAACCCCAAUGCUAAGGCUCCUUACCGUUUGGCUCCAACAUAA